UUUCUCAAGUUCUUCCAGAGAAGUCACACCGUCUCGCAUUCCUGUCUGUCGCUCCAGGGACUCACAUCUCUCCAUAUGGAUUUCUUUAACUUUAGGCUGCCUUUGCUCAUUUUGGUCGCCCUUGGAUGCUAUUCCGAGGGCAGCCCGCUUCUCUACGACAAAACGAACGGCGUUAUCGGUAAAAAUGUGACCUUCAAGACAACAAUCACCUCAGCAAAGGAUUUUCUAACCAUAACAUGGAAUUUCAACAAAGGUUCAGAAAUUGUACCGAUAAUGACAAGUGUCCUAAUGACAAACACCGAUAACAUAGAGGAGACGUACGCCAACAGAAUCACCUACAAUAAAACGACGUGUGAGCUUCAGCUCGGGCCGCUGGUGAAGGAGGAUAAGGGGGAAUAUAUUCUCACUAUAGUGACUCUCAAAGGAAAGCAGCUGUCCGGACAGAUUGAUCUUAAUGUUCUUGAACCUGUAACUGACGUCAAGAUUUCGUCCAAUCUCUCCGAAGCUGUAGAGCUCAACAGCACCGUGGUUCUUACUUGCUCUGCCAAAGGCUCCUUUACUUACAAGUGGCUGAACGGCUCAGUUCCUUUAGCGGUGGAUGGCACGCAUAUAAAACAAAAUGCAGUCGGCAAUGAGCUAACUAUCUCUGAAGUUUACCGUACAGAUCUGCGAGGACCCAUCUUCUGCGUUGCAGAGAACGCGCUGGAGUCAGGGAAGAGCGCUCCAUUCAAUCUCACUGUGAGCUAUGGUCCAGAGCAAAUCGUCAUGACACAGAGUCCAACAGGAUCGUUCCUUACGAAAGGCUCUAAUUUAACCUUCACGUGCUCAGCCCAGUCCGACCCUCCUGCUCAGCUCCAGUGGAUGUUUAACGGCCAGGCGAUGCCUCAGAAGACCUCGCUCAACAUCACCCUCGCCAAUGUGGAGGAAAAACACAGCGGAAACUAUAGCUGCGUGGCCUACAAUGCUAAAACCAAACGCUUCGUUUCCUCGCAGGUCGCUGUGGUGUCUGUUCUGGAGGCAUUAUCUGGAACAAAUAUCUCCGGCUCGUCAUCACUCCUCAUCGCUGGUAACAGCACGGUCAACAUCACCUGCUCGGCAGCUGCUGGAAAAGCCGAAAGCGUGGAAUGGCUGAAGGACACCAAACCUGUGACUUCUGGUGACCGUUUAACUCUCUCGGCUGACAAGAAAACUCUGACCAUCGUUAAAGUUGUUAAAGAGGAUGCUGGCAGCUACAAGUGCCAACUGCAGAACAAAGUCAACAAAGACGAAAGCACCUAUGUGAUGGUGAUCAACUAUGGUCCAGAAAGUGUGAAUGUUAAAGGAAAGAAUGCAGUGAAGUUUGACGAACGUGCAGAAUUGAAAUGCUCUGCAGACUCUGUUCCUGCCAGUAAAUUCUCGUGGAAGCUCAAUGGUACAGCGUUGAACAACAGCCUGCCAGACAUCGUCAUUGAGAAGGCCAAAGCCACGGACAGUGGCACGUACACCUGCGAGGCAUUCAACCCCAUCACAGGAAUGACCAAAACAACAACUCACAAAUUCGCAGUCACAGAGGUCGGUGUGGUAGACGAGGGCCUGUCUGGUGGAGCGAUUGCUGGGAUUGUAAUUGGAGUUCUUGUGGCCAUAAUCAUCAUCGCUUGUAUUAUAAAGCGCAAGAAAAAGUCAGGCACAGACAUUCCAUCUCCAUAUUAAAGCGAGAAGCGACCCGAGCGCAUCUUCAAGACCGACCCUUCAGCCAUUUAUCAGUCUUUUUAUCUGCAAAUGCCUUCUAUCAAGGCAACUGGAAAAACUGCCCUCACGAGUGACUUAAACCUGAAGGUUUGGCCCUUUCAGGAGCUUGACGUGUUUAUAAAUGCCCAUUGUUUUUUUUCUGUUAUACCCUGUGCAAACGUACCCCAAUCUAAAAGGAGUCAACGGCAAGACCUUAUCUGCAUCUCUUCCAUUGUUCUUCAAGAAACACGAUUCGGCCUCCAUCGCCCUCUCAAUCCUUCACCUGACCCUAAACCGACAGCUCGGCUCGACGUCACGGAGGUCCGUUUGAAAGAGCUCUGUUUUGGGUAACGCAAUCCACCCUGAUAUGCACUGAGGGGCGACGAGACGGUCACAACGCACCCACAAGGCACUGAAACAUCGGGAAUUUAAGACCUGUUGAACAUGCUCUGCAGUCCCAAGGCGAUGAAGAUACGCAUGGCUGACUUGACUUGCAGCCGAAGGCGAUGUCGAGCUGUCGACGGAAGGUCAUUCGUGGCGAAGCGUGCCUUCUUAAAGAUGCAGGCUUAAAGCUUCUUACACCUUUGCCGUGUUUUUGCUCCACUUUUUUUCUUUUUUGAACCCUUCAUCUCUUCCUCUUCCUGUGUCUCUUAGCGAGCCGUUCACAUUGUAUUUUAAGAGCAAGGCAAGAUCCAACACGCUUCAACUCCGAAGCGGGAAAGAAAAAAAAUGCAUUUUUGCGGACAGCGACAUGCCACAGUUUUGCAGCGAAAUUGCUACUCUGUCCUUGGGCGUCCCCACAACGGCUCGUCCUGCUGUAAUCAGGAUUCCAAUGGAUUUCUAAAACAGGCCUGUUUUCAAAAUCACCUUGAGUUGACGCAAAACAUACUUCAUCUGAAGUUUGAAACUGAACAGUGUUUGUAUUAAUGCGUUUGUUGAUAAUUGCGUUCGAGUUGUUCUUCUUUUUAACUGAUGCUCAUUCUUUCCUUCAUUGUUUAGUUUUUCUCUUCGACCAAAACGGUGAUCUUGAAGAUCUAGUGAUCCGCUUGAUGUUGCUCAGAUCUGUCUAGAUAGAGAUGCAGCUGUGUUGAAUCUCAGCUUGUCUUUAUUUGUUUGUUUGUAUACGGUGGCAAAGCAGACAUUUUACCUGGCAUUUCCCAUCUUUUUAAUUGCUUUUUUUUUUUUUUUUUUUUAAAUCUUUAUUUAAAGAGGUAUGGCUGGAAAAAAAAACAAAACAAAAAGCCUCUGCUCCUGAAUGGCAAAUAUGUUCAAAUAUAUUACAAAUAUAUAGUUUAAAUUCUAUUUCAUAAUAGACAAAAAAGGCCAAGUUAAAAAAAUUGCUGAUAAAUUUGCAUAAAUAUAUUUUUCUAUACGUUUUAGUUUAUUUUAGCUUGUUAUAUAUUUCUGGGCCUUUUUUCAUAUUUUCAGUCUGAAUAUAUUUUUAAUGUAUAUUAUAUAUUGUCCAAAAUAUAUAUUUGAACUAAUGCAUACACCAAAAAUUAAGAUUGGACAUAGUACAUACUUUUUUUUCUUUCUUUUUUUUUUUAAUAAUAUAUAAUAUAAUAUAUUUUGCCAUUUGAAGGUUUAAAAGGAAUGUGUUUUUAAUUAGAAAAAUUAAAUGUUUUUAUUUUUCAUUAUAUAAUAAUACCAAUAACAACAAUAAAAUAUGUAUAAUAUAUUCUUAACAUAUAUUUAAAAUAUGUUUUUUUGCCAUAUGAGUGAGCAAACAUCCAAAUAAAAUGUCCAGCGUCCACUUCAACAAGACCUAUUGGGCGAGCAAUAUAAUAUUCAUGAGUUAAUCUGAUUUGUAACACGUCUUUGCCCACACUUUCUUCUAACCCUAGAUAUGCGCAAGCACCAUUCAGAGCCGUCUCAAUAUGUAUGUAUGUGCAAAUCGACUACAAAAACACUAACACCUUUAUUAAAGUUGUACUCCUCUUUAGCAUUAAAACACACGACUAUCAUAAAACGCUGAGCUUUAUAACUCCUUGCAACUCCUGUAGACAGUUUGAUCUGUUUUCAGUGGUCUGGGCUGUUGAUGCGGAGAGACCGGUAAUCAUACGAGUCUGACCACAGAUACACUGAAUUAAGGGUUAGUUUGUACUGUACCACGCUGUGGAGACAGACAUCACUGAGUCAUCAUUUGACAGGGUGCAGAUGGAAGCCAUAGCUUAUUUUAGGUGUUGUAUUGAAUGUGAAAUGUUUUUGUAUAGGAUAGAUAGAAUUUCAAAUGCAAUUGGACAAUGUCAAAUUUAAAAUGGAAAUUGUUUUUGUUUUUUUGGGGUUAUUCUUGCACAACGAAUGCUGUUGAGUGCAGUAAAGUUUUUUUUUUUUUUUUUUUUUUUUUUUUUUUUAAAUAGUCAACAAACAACAUCUGUCAUUUGCAAAAUGUUCUCAGGUUGUUUACAGGGUGUUUAUAUUCUCUUAAAGUGCAGUGCAUUCAUUUUUUUAUAAUCUCAAUGUUUCUUUUAAUAUAAUUUAUUUUCAGAUGUUUUGCCUUUUUAUGUAACUGUUGUUAUGUGUUUAACUAAGAAUGUUUGAACUGCCCCACUUUUUUGUGACAUUCAUUGAUUAAAAAGAAAAUAAUACUUGAA
Molecule: messenger RNA, 4301 nt
Organism: Puntigrus tetrazona (Sumatra barb)
Lineage: Eukaryota; Metazoa; Chordata; Actinopteri; Cypriniformes; Cyprinidae
Product: carcinoembryonic antigen-related cell adhesion molecule 1
Exons: 10
Coding region: 76-1689 (537 amino acids)
Cellular component (GO): membrane
Source: RefSeq, a predicted model, not a curated record